UCGAAUUAUAGUAAAUUGUUUCUGCUGUUGAAAGUAGUUCUAUCCCGGCAUAAGUGACCAAAAAUGAAUCCAUUGAAGACUUUCUGCUUAGUAGCUUGCCUGUUGGCAGCUGCUUUCGCUUCACCAGAUCCAAAGCAACGCUCAAAUUCUGGAGAAAAUAACUUGAAGCCAACCCAAUGGUUAUCGACAUCAGAAUUAGAACAAAUUCCUUCAGUGGAUCAAAUCACCCUACAACGUUUGGAAAAUAUGCCGGUUCAGGAAGGCGCUAAAUUGAUCGAGCAAUUGUAUCAUUUGUCACAAAUCGGCAACGAAUUGCAAGCCAGCUUUGUACCCAGUCCUAGCAAUAUUCCUGCUUACAUUGUUAAACCCAAUGGCCAAAAUGUUAAUGCCAAUUUGAACACACUCGUCGAUAUCGUUAAACAACAACAGAACUUUGGCGAACAGGAAGUCACCAUUUUCAUCACCGGUUUACCAGAAACUUCCCAACCUGUUGCCAAGGCUACAAGAAAAUUGGUUCAAGCUUACAUGCAACGCUACAGCAAACAACAACGUCAACCAAACAAAGAAUACGAUUACGAUAGCAAACAACGCACUUCCAGCGAAGAGGACUACAACGAAGCAUGGAAAUCACAGAAAUCUGUCAGCGGAGACCUCAUUGUAAUUGAUUUGGGCGCUACCCUCAACAGCUUGAAACGUUUCGCAAUGCUCGAUGUUGAACAAACCGGUGAAAUGGUCGGCAAAGUCUUAGUUAAAUUGACAAACCAAGCUAACAUUCCACGUGAAAUCAUCCAUAUUGUAUCCCAAGGUAUUGCUGCUCAUGUUGCCGGUGUUGCUGGUCGCGAAUAUACUCGUUUAACUGGUAAUCAAUUGCGUCGUAUUACCGCUUUGGACCCCUCAAAGGUUUUCGCCAGAGAUCCAAAAACUUUAACUGGCUUAGCUCGCGGUGAUGCUCAAUUAGUUGAUGCCAUACACACUUCAGCUUACGGUAUGGGUACUCGUCUACGUGUUGGCAAUGUUGAUUUCUUCCCCAAUGGACCAUCUGCUGCCGUUCCUGGUGCCACUAAUGUAAUUGAAGCAGCUAUGCGCGCUACACGCUACUUCACUGAAUCUGUUCGCCCAGGAAAUGAACGUAACUUCCCAGCCGUUGCUGCCAGCUCACUCAAGAAUUACCAAAACAACAACGGACAUGGCAAACGCGGUUAUAUGGGUAUCGCCACCGACUUCGACUUAGAAGGUGAUUACAUGCUGCAAGUGAACUCACACAGCCCAUUCGGCAAAAGCGCUCCAGCACAGAAACAAAAUACCUAUCACGGUGUUCACCAAGCAUGGAAAAACGCACGCAAUCAGGAUUACGAAUAAACUCUUCUCAACCAAAAUUCGAAAAUGUUAAAAAUGUAAUGAGUAGUUUAUAGUUAAUAUGAAAACUUCAGUGUUUAGUCUAAAUAAAUGUAUGCAUUUCUUUUAAAAAGAA
Messenger RNA from Teleopsis dalmanni, 1471 nucleotides. Its product is annotated as vitellogenin-1-like. Gene Ontology annotation, molecular function: lipase activity. The transcript has 2 exons. Lineage: Eukaryota; Metazoa; Arthropoda; Insecta; Diptera; Diopsidae. The coding region runs from base 64 to 1359 and encodes 431 amino acids. The record is from RefSeq and is a predicted model, not a curated record.